Molecule: messenger RNA, 1944 nt
Organism: Eruca vesicaria subsp. sativa (arugula)
Lineage: Eukaryota; Viridiplantae; Streptophyta; Magnoliopsida; Brassicales; Brassicaceae
Source: the annotation of a GenBank genome assembly
AUGUCAGAGCACCAGUCUGAAGAAUUCCAGCAAAUUGAGAAGCUUUACGAGUUCAGUGAACGCCUCAACGCGUCAAAGGACAAGUCUCAGAAUGUUGAGGAUUAUGAGGGGAUUAUCAAGAUGUCCAAGACGAGUAUGAAGGCGAAGCAGCUUGCCUCGCAGCUGAUUCCACGCUACUUUAAGUUCUUCCCUACUCUCUCCACUGAUGCUUUCGAUGCCCAUGUGGAUUGCCUUGAAGAUGGAGAUCUUGGGGUACGGGUUCAAGCUAUCCGUGGGCUCCCGCUGUUCUGCAAGGAUACUCCAGAUAUUAUAUCUAAGAUUGUUGAUGUUCUUGUCCAACUUCUAAAUACUGAGGAACCUGUGGAGCGUGAUGCUGUGCAUAAGGCUCUGAUGUCACUGAUACGACAGGAUCCAAAAGCAUCUUUGACUGCAUUGUUUACGCAUGCUGGAGUUACUCCAACUACUGACGAUCAAGUUCGUGAAAAGGCCUUGAGUUUCAUCAGAGAUAAGGUGUUUCCUAUUAAAGCAGAACUCUUAAAGCCUCAGGAGGAAAUGGAAAGGCAUAUAACAGAUUUGAUUAAACAGAGCCUAGAAGAUGUAACUGGAGGAGAAUUUAAAAUGUUUAUGGAUUUCCUGACAAGUCUGAGUAUAUUUGGAGGGAAAGCUGCUCAAGAAAGAAUGCAAGAACUUGUGGAAAUUAUCGAAGGACAGGCUGAUUUAAAUGCACAAUUUGAUAUAUCAGAUACAGACCACAUUGAUAGGUUCAUAUCAUGCCUACAACUGGCUCUUCCAAUUUUUGCGAGAGGUGCUCCAACCAGCAGGUUUCUGAACUAUUUGAACAAUCAUAUCAUACCUGUUUUUGACAAGCUCCCAGAAGAGAGGAAGCUUGAUUUGCUCAAAGCUCUAGCUGAUAUUUCCCCAUACACAACCGCCCAGGAGGCAAGGCAGAUGCUUCCUUCAAUUGUUCAGCUUUUAAAGAUAUACAUGCCUGUCAGGAAGACUACAGAGGAAAUGAACUUCACAUACGUGGAGUGUUUGUUGUACGCGUUCCAUCACCUGGCUUACAAGGUUCCAAAUGCAACAAACAGCUUGUGUGGGUAUAAGAUUGUGACCGGCCAGCCAUCAGACAGACUGGGGGAAGACUUUUCGGAGUUGAACAAGGACUUCACUGAAAGAUUGACCACCGUUGAAGAUCUAACCAAGACAACAAUGAAGAAAUUAACUCAGGGAAUGUCUGAGCACAAUAAAGCCAUGUCCGCUGCUAAGACAGAUGAAGAGAAGGCCACCGUUAAAACAAAGAAGCAGAAUACUACAACUGGACUUAGGACCUGUAAUAACAUAUUGGCAAUGACAAAGCCAUUGCAUGCAAAAGUGCCUUCAUUUAUCGGAGAUACUAAUAUCAACCUCUCUUGGAAAGAAACCACAAAGCCAUUAGCCUCAGCAACAACAACAACAACAAUCGGAGGAAAACGGCCUGCUAAUAGCAACAAUGGAAGUGAUAACAAUGGCGCAACAAAGAAGAGACGUGGUUCGAGUGGUAUGCCAAACCAGCUUGUGAACAAGGCUUUUGAGGGAAUAUCAUCUUACGGUGGUGGUGGUAGAGGCGGAAACCGAAGUCAGGGAAGACGCGGAGGUGGUCGCGGAAGAGGUCAUUGGUAAUGAUAAGCUUCCAUGAGAUGAUUCCAUAACUGUUUCUGUUCUCGUUUUAUUGUAUUUUCUCUGUCAGCAGGAGUUUUGGUUUGGUACUUGCUAGAGUUUAGGGACAAUGUCUUCUUUAUUCGCAAUGGAGAAUACUGAAUUAGAUUUGUCCUUCAUUUUUCUCAUCAAAUCAAAACAAAAGUUCAAGUGUUAAUGACUUAAACUUGUUUAAUCAUGGCUGCCUCAGCUACAUGAGAUGAGAGACGCAUUGUAUGUCUCCUGUAUCCAAGUUUACUUCCAUGGCGC